UAUUUCCUGUCUGCUACGAGUGACUUGUUUAUUCUGUGAAAUAUGAAAAAAUGAGUAGGCUAUUCAGAUUUAAACAUUCGCCAAAUUUUAAAUGAUCUAAUUGAAAGGUAUUCUGCGUAAUAAAUACUAAAAAAGGUUCUGUGAGUAGAAUGUACAAAGUGUCAAAUUUUCGUAACCUGAAAAGUGCAAGGGUAAAACUGUAUAGUUUACCAAAGGAGGGUGCAAGGCGAGACUUGUGGUUUGAGAGAAAGAAUUUCAUCAACGACAUCAACCUGAAAAAUCUGUAUGUGUGUUCGGAUCACUUUCUUACAGGAAAGCCGAGUGGGCAAUUCCACAAAAAACAUGUUGAUUGGGCACCCUCUAUAAAUUUGGGAUCAAAUCAGACGAAACAAUUUCUAGUUGGUGAUCAGCAAGUACGAAACAAUGUUGCUUUUGACAAGGCUGAUACACAUCCACCUUUGCCUUCAUCAACACUACCCGUGAUGGGAGAGCAAUGGCCAUGAACUCUUGAACCCAAUCAUCUUUUACAGCCUUUUUUUAUUCAGAAGACAGCCCCUUGCAUGCGCCAAGGGCUUUCAGAUGAUUUUGAUAGCUUUUUGUUUCAACUAGAUUCAUGAAGAUAUCUGAGGAAGCAAAUUUUGAAACAAUUGGACAACAGCCUUAACCAAAACAAUAUGGACAAUCACUGUUAAACAUUUUUCACUUUUACAAAUAACGUGUUUUGGCCUCAAUACUAAGUCCACUGGCAUAAUUAGACAGUGACAUAGUUAAACACUAACACUAUAACGAACUAAUAUAUAAAGAAAACACAUUAUAACUUCUAAACAACCCUUUUCUAUCACUAUUUUUCAAAAACAUUCAUAUUUCGCAGAACUACACUAGUCACUCGUAGCAGACAGAAAAUACAUGAGUUGCUGCGUUGCCACGAUGGCAACAAAUGUUAAAAAAGAUGUCGAACAGUCCUAUAUUAAACGGAUUUACACAACAUUUCUUAACCAUGAUAGGUGAUUGCAUGUGGACAGUGGGGAGGGGGUUUUCAAUAGAAUUCAACCCACAUACAACCCGCUUUUACCCUCCCCCCAGUUUUUUCCACCGAGCCUCCCACCCGCCAAAAUUUUUUCCUUAUCCCUUUGCUGUCCGUUUCACAGCGAAUGCAAUCUUUGUAAGAGCAGCUGAAUAAUUUUGAAUUUUCAAAUUUUCGUUUUGCUACAAUGCAUUUUAUUUAAUUGUAGCACCUUUCGCCAUAUCCAUUUUGUUACUAUGUUCGGUAAAUAAAAUAUUUAUAUGUCACCAAAA
Molecule: messenger RNA, 1296 nt
Organism: Daphnia pulex (common water flea)
Lineage: Eukaryota; Metazoa; Arthropoda; Branchiopoda; Diplostraca; Daphniidae
Exons: 3
Coding region: 150-503 (117 amino acids)
Source: RefSeq, a predicted model, not a curated record